This is a messenger RNA of Podospora pseudocomata, 2248 nucleotides long. RefSeq lists its product as uncharacterized. The transcript has 3 exons. Lineage: Eukaryota; Fungi; Ascomycota; Sordariomycetes; Sordariales; Podosporaceae. The record is from RefSeq and is a predicted model, not a curated record. Gene Ontology annotation, molecular function: oxidoreductase activity, acting on paired donors, with incorporation or reduction of molecular oxygen; monooxygenase activity; heme binding. The coding region runs from base 415 to 2013 and encodes 532 amino acids.
GCUCUGUCAAGCCACCGAGUGUUUAGGAUGAUCUGUUGGACUGCCACGAUUUCCUACUCCAGAGACACACUGCUAGAUCGGGUUAUUUCCCUAUCUCCUCGCAUUGCACUGCGUUGCACUCAUGGCGCAUGUCCGAUGAAAUAUUGGAGAAACGGCCAGCAGACAUUGGCCCAAGCGCCCCCGCUAUUCCCAGGAUGGCAGCCAACGGUGCAUCAGCGUCAUCCUCAACCCCUGGGCUAUCGCUGGCGGCUCUCUGGCGGCACCGAUCGGUUUCAUAUCCGGCGCUGUUGAGGAACAACAGCCCGCCCGCCCGUCCAUCAUCGCCAUGCUACAUUUCAUCCAAACUCCCGUGCCAAUCACUGCAUCUUUUGUCCCUCCAUCGCUGGGCUUCCGCGUCGCUUGAUCCCCCAAGUCAUGGCUGUCGCUCUUAGCUCCCAGGUCCUGGAGUCGCUGCUAACUCCGGGGCGCCUGGUUCUUCUUUCCGUCCUGUUUGUGGUGAUCUCAUUCAUCGUCGACAUUUCCCGGUUACCCAGCUGUCCAGACUCUCUCCCUCGCGUGGGAUUUGGUCGAGGCCUGGUCGCGUCUGUCAAGAACUGGGUGUAUUAUGUUUCGCGCUAUAAUGAUUGGAUUGCCGAUGGUUAUGAGAAGUACAACAAGAAGGGUCGUGCCUUUGUUGUUCCUAAUUCCCCGAGCCGCCCUCUAGAGAUUGUGGUUCCCAAGUCCCAAACAGCGUGGAUGCUCGAACAGCCAGACCGAGUGCUCUCUACCAAAGAAGCUCAUCGCGACUCUUUAUUUAACGACUACCAGUUUGGAGUUGACGAUCAGUUUCCGAUUCGCACGAUACACAAGCACCUUGCCCGCAAUAUUGUCAAUUUGCUACCUGGAAUCCAGAAAGAGGUUCAUGCCUCCAUCGACGAUGUCUAUGGGACAGAUACAGAGAACUGGAGGACGCUGAAUAUCUGGAACUCUUUGAUUGGCAUCGUCUCCAGAGUUACAAACCGAAUGCUGGUCGGCGAUCCGCUUUGCCAUAAUGAAGAGUUCCUCAAGAACCAGGUGGCCUUCGCUGACGCUAUCGUUCGCAAUGGCUUGAUCAUGAGCUUUUUCCCGAAGGUGUUCCACCCCAUUGUCGGCCCUCUUGUCACCAUUACAAACCGCCGAGCAUGGCGCAAGACCUACGAAAUCGGGAAGCCUGUCAUAGAGCAACGUCUCCGGGACAUGGGACGCAUAGACUCUGGCGCCGACGUACAAGUGCCAGAAGAUAUGCUCACCUGGCUCAUCCGACAGGCCAAAGCCGAAGGCGCAGCAGAAGAACUCAGCCCCGUCAUGCUCUCCAAGCGCCUGCUACCCGUCGAGUUUGCCGCUAUCCAUACAACGGUGCUAACAGCUUCGAAUGUUCUUCUCGACCUCGCAUCAUCAGACCCAUCUCUGGGCUACAUCGACGCCAUUCGCAAAGAGACCUCCCAGGCUUUGAGGGAAGGAAAUGGUCACUGGACGAAGGACAGCCUAGCAAAUCUCCAUCUUACAGACAGCGCUAUCAAGGAAAGCAUGCGCGUUAGUUAUUUCGCCAGGUGCUUGACCCACAGGAAGGUGAUUGCACCUGAAGGGGUGACGAAUCCAACAGAGGGAUGGCACGCGCCCGAGGGGUCAUUUCUCACCCUGGACCUUGCUGGAGUACAUCUUGAUCCAGAAGCGUUUCCUGAGCCCGAGAAGUAUGAUGCCUUCCGGUUUGUGAAGUUGAGAGAGCAGCUCGAUCCGAAGAAUCCCGAGGAGGCAAUGAAGAUCAAGAGACUGGGGAUGGUAACUACGAGCCCAGAACACUUGACCUUUAGCCAUGGGAGGCACGCAUGCCCUGGGAGGUUCUUUGUCGCGCAUGAGUUGAAGAUGAUCCUGGCGUAUUUACUAAAUAAUUACGACAUCAAGCAUAUAGAGAAGAGGCCGCAGAAUGACUGGGUGGGCGCCACUGUUAUUCCGCCAAUGGCAGCCACGUUAGAGGUCAAUAGGAGGAAGAUUUGAUUGCGGCUUCUACAUUGAGUACUUGGAGGUUAUCUUUGGGUAUAUACAGGACGACUUUCACGGCUUUCACUUUUCAAGAUGAGCGCAGCGUUGGGUUGGAUAUCUAGAUUGAUUUAGGAUAUUCAGGGAUGAGGUUUUCCGCAACGACCGAUAUUUAUCAUGAUACAAGCUUUACAGCAUCACAACCAACAACUUGAACUACAGCAACAAGAUCAAUAUAUAUAUACAAUUUCAC